AUGGUAGAAAAUAUGAAAAAGUAUACAAAAGUUCCAAAUAUUUCAUUAAAAAAAGAAAUGAAAUAUAAAUCAAAAUUAUUUAUAUUAGCUCUUAUUUUUGCAAUAAUUUUUAUAUUGGUAUUAAAUUUAAGAAUAUCUAAUUUUUCUUCUGAAUCUAAUAUAGUAAAAAUAUCAUAUAACGAAAAAAUAAAUGAAAAAUGUUUUAUUCCAAAUUUUGAUUUAUGGGAUAAUUCUACAAGGCAAUUUAUUAAUAAAACAUACAAAUAUAAAAAAUGUGAAAAGAAAUAUAAAAAUGACUAUUAUACAUUAAAUAAUAGUUUGUUAGAAGUUAAUUCAAAUAUAUCAAAAGAUAUAAAAUGUUAUUAUUGCUGUAUUUAUCCUAAAGGUGAUGAUUCGGUAAAAAUAGGACACUGUAAUACAGCAGAAAAGCCAGUUUAUCUUGAUUGUGAUACAUUUUACUUCUAUUGUAAAAAUAUUGAGAAAAAAUUUAUUUUUCAAGAUAUUAAUUUUCAUAUUAGAUCUAUUAAUACUAGUUAUAAAAAAUCAUUUGAUUUUUUAAAAAAAAACUAUACUUUACCAGAAAAUCGAAAAAAAUAUAAUAUUUUAUUAUUUGUUAUUGAUUCAUUGUCUUUUUUUCAAGCAAAAAGAGGAUUAAGUAAAACAAGAAAGUUAUUUAAGGAUAAAUAUAAAAGUAUUGAAUUUUCUUUAUUAAACAGAGUAGCUGAUAAUAGUAGACCAAACGCUUAUGCUUUUUUAAUGAACAUAAAUAGUUUAAAUAUAAGUAAUAUUUAUGAGAAUAAUUCAACUAUCUUAAGUGAUUGGGGAAGAGAUGAUCCUUGUAAAUUUUUUCUUGAUAAUAAAGCAUAUAUUUUUGAUUUAUACAAAAAAAUGGGAUACAUAACAUUAAAUGCAGAAGAUUAUUGGUAUGGUGGUGUUUUUAAUUGGUGCAAUUGUAAAGGAUUUCAAAAUCAACAGGCGCAUCAUACAUUUAGAACAUUUCAGUUAGCAAAACAUGUCACAUCUCCAAGUAUUAUUGAAAAAGUAAAAACAGAAAAAUGUUAUGUAAAAGGAUUACAAAUAUUAGAAUACUUAAAAUUAUUUUCAGAAAAAUAUAAAGAUAUAUCACAUGCAUCUCUAAUUUGGGGAUCUGAAUUGAUGCAUAAUGAUAUUAAUGGUAUUUAUGAAGCUGAUGAUUAUUUAGAAAAAUAUUUUAAAGAAAAUAUUGACUUAUUUGAUAAUAAUUUUAUUUUAAUUAUGGGUGAUCAUGGAUAUAGAUUAGGAACAUAUCAAUUAACAAAUAUAGGUGAAUAUGAAGGAAAUAAUCCAUAUUUUAUGUUUUCUGUACCAAAAAUAUUAAGAAAUAAUAGCAAAUUAAUGAAAAACUUAAUAGAUAAUUCUAAUAAGCAUAUAUCACAUUUAGAUAUUUAUGCAACAUUACUUGACAUUUUAACAGAAUCAUCUAAAAAUAAUUUUAGUAAUUUUGAUGAAUUUGAUUUAUCACAAACAGUUAAUUUUAAUGUAAAAGGUAAAAGUGUUUUAAGAAAAUUACCAAUUAAUAAUAGAAGUUGUUAUGAAUUAAAUGUUCCUUUAGAAUUUUGCCUUUGUCAGUUUAAUUUUACAACACCAUCGUUUUUAUCCAAUGAAAUAGCAGAUAAUCUUAAAAAGGCUUUUGUUAAUGAAAUUAAUAAUCAUAUUAGAGAUAAUAAUUUAACUAAUAUAUGUUCAGAAAGAUAUUUAAAUAAUAAUUAUGAGUUUUCAAUAAGUUUAGCUUACCUAAAUAAUGAAGAAAUUGUUUAUAAAGUUAAAGGAAAUGUUUCACCAGGUAAUGGUUUUUUUAGUGGCAUUUUCAAUAGCAAAUAUAAAUUACUUAAUGGAGAAUUAUUAAGAUUAAACCGUUAUGGUAUUGAAUCAGAAAAAUGUUUAUAUGAACAAAGAAGUAGCAAAUAUUGUUAUUGCAAAAAAAAUAAUAAUAAAUGA
Messenger RNA from Strongyloides ratti, 1977 nucleotides. RefSeq names its product Protein of unknown function DUF229 family and Alkaline phosphatase-like, alpha/beta/alpha domain and Alkaline-phosphatase-like, core domain-containing protein. The transcript has 2 exons. Lineage: Eukaryota; Metazoa; Nematoda; Chromadorea; Rhabditida; Strongyloididae. The record is from RefSeq and is a predicted model, not a curated record. Bases 1 to 1977 code for a protein of 658 amino acids.